Molecule: messenger RNA, 9886 nt
Organism: Drosophila novamexicana
Lineage: Eukaryota; Metazoa; Arthropoda; Insecta; Diptera; Drosophilidae
Gene: Myo10A
Product: unconventional myosin-XV
Exons: 7
Coding region: 243-9425 (3060 amino acids)
Cellular component (GO): myosin complex; cytoskeleton
Molecular function (GO): protein binding; ATP binding; cytoskeletal motor activity
Source: RefSeq, a predicted model, not a curated record
GCAGCGGCAGCGGGGAGCGCAACAGUUAACUGAAACGAGGGAGCAGCAAACAACAACAACAAAGCAACAAUGCAUCAGCCGGCAGCUUGAAGUUGAAGCCAGCCCCACAAUUCCCCAGUACUUGCUCCCGCUCAGCGCUUGGAGAAGAAAGACAAAUUAUUAAUAAUUGCAAAUAGUUGGUUGGAAAAGUUGGAGCUGAUCAACUGAACGCAUACGGUCGGGUAAGAGCCAAGUUGGACGCAAUGGACUGGGCCGAAGGGGAUCUGGUUUGGUUCGAUCCGGGCGUGGGUCAUCCCAUACCCGGUGAGAUUCAGGAGGUGCAUCGCGCAGCGCAAGUGAUUGUCGUUCAGGCCAUGAUCAAGGGCAAGGCACAAACGUUUGCCCUGCAGCCGGGCGAGGGCAGCCUGCGAGCGCGUCAGGAUCUGGGCAGCAGCGGAGUGGAGGACAUGACCCUGCUGGACGAUCUGCACGAGGCGUCGCUGCUAUGGAAUUUGCGAUUGCGCUACGACAAGGGUCUCAUCUAUACGUUCGCGGGCAGCAUACUGAUCGCGGUCAAUCCCUACAAGAUGUUUCCCGACGCCUACGGCCUGGAGGUGGCCAAGCAGUACGCGGGCCGUCCGCUGGGUGCCCUGCCACCGCAUCUGUUUGCCAUUGGAGCGGCGGCGCAUGCCGCCCUGCCCUCGCCCCAGGUGGUCGUCAUAUCGGGCGAAUCGGGCUCCGGCAAGACGGAGUCCACGAAGCUUGUCAUGCAAUAUCUGGCGGCGGUGGUGCCCGGCGGCGGCAGCGCCUCGGCUGUCAUCACGGAGCAAAUAUUGGAGGCGGCGCCGCUGCUCGAGGCGUUCGGCAAUGCACGGACCGCACGCAACGACAACAGCUCCCGGUUCGGCAAGUAUCUGGAGGUGUACUUCAAGAGCGGCGCCAUUGUCGGCGCCAAGAUAACCCAAUAUCUGCUGGAGAAGUCGCGCAUUGUCACCCAGGCGCCCGGCGAGCGCAACUAUCAUGUCUUCUAUGAGAUGCUCGGCGGCCUCAGCGAAUCGGAGCGCGCCAAAUACGGUCUGCUCGAGGCGGACAAGUACUUCUAUCUGAAUCAGGGCGCCACCGACUGUGCCAGUGGUCGGGUCGACUGGGCCUCCCUGCUCAGUGCCAUGCAGGUGCUCGGCGUUACCGAGGGCGAACGCGAGGGCAUUGUCCGUGUGCUGGCGGCUGUGCUGCAUCUGGGCAACGUCUACUUCCAUCGUCGGCAGCUGCGUCACGGCCAGGAGGGCGUCGAGAUCGGCUCCGAUGCCGAAAUCAAAUGGGCCGCCCAUUUGCUGCACAUCAGCGCCGAGGGCAUGCAUCGUGCUCUGACCAGCCGGACGACCGAGGCACGCGCCGAACGCCUGCACACGCCGCUCGGCAUUGACCAGGCGCUGGAUGCCCGCGAUGCCUUCGCCAAGGCCCUGUAUGCGGGCCUCUUCAAUUGGCUCGUCUCGCGCAUCAAUUCGAUUGUGCAGAAGGGCGGCACCCAUGAUGCCCAUCGCAUCAGCAUACUGGACAUCUUUGGCUUCGAGGAUCUGGCCGAGAACAGCUUCGAGCAGCUGUGCAUCAACUAUGCCAAUGAGAACCUGCAGCUGUACUUCAACAAGCAUGUCUUCAAGCUCGAGCAGGCCGAGUAUGCGCGCGAACGCCUCGAGUGGACGCCCCUCGCCUGGGACGACAAUCUGCCAGUGAUCCAUCUGCUGGCCAAGAAACCGGUCGGCAUUUGCCAUCUGCUCGACGACGAGUCCAAUUUUCCGCGUGCCACCGAUCUGAGUUUCCUCGAGAAGUGCCACUAUAAUCAUGCGCUCAGCGAGCUAUAUGCGCGGCCGCGCAUUGGCGCCCAGGAGUUCGGUGUGACCCAUUAUGCCGGUCAGGUGUGGUAUUGUGUGGAUGGCUUUCUGGAUAAGAAUCGCGAUGCGCUGCGCAGCGAUGUGCUCGAACUGCUGGCCACCAGCCGGCUGCCACUGGUCAGCGAGUUGACCAAACAGCUGCGCGCCCAACGCGACGCCGGCAAGACCCUGCCCAAGGGCAGCAACGGACGCUUUGUCACCAUGAAGCCGCGCACACCGACGGUGGCCGCACGCUUUGCGGACUCACUGCAGCAGCUGUUGCAGUCGAUGGGCCGCUGUCAUCCGUGGUUUGUGCGCUGCAUCAAGCCCAAUCAGGAGAAGCAGCCGCUGCGCAUGGACAUGCCCUGUGUGCUGCAGCAGCUACGCUAUCUGGGCAUGCUGGAUACCAUACAGAUACGCCAACGCGGCUAUCCGGUGCGUUUGCGCUUCCAGCAUUUCGUCGAGCGCUAUCGGCAUUUGUUGAGCGCGCCGCUGGCACGGGGCACACCCUAUCGCGAACUGUGCCGCCUGCUGCUGGAGGCAAUGCCGCGCACGGGCGUCGAGGGACCCGACUAUCAGCUGGGCGCCACGCGCGUCUUUCUGCGCGAGGCACUGCAUCGCGCACUCGAGAGCGGACGCACGGAACGUCUGCGCCAGGCUGCCGUCCAUAUACAGCGGCAUGUGCGCGGCAUGCUCGUCCGCCGCCAGCUGGCCCGACGCCAGACGGCGGCCACACGGUUGCAGGCACGCUGGCGCGGCCAACGGCAGCAGCAGCGUUACGAGCAGCUGCGUCGCGGUGUGCGCACCGCCCAGCGGCUGUGGCGCGGCAAGCUGGCGCGACGGCGUGUGCAGCAGCUGCGCUCCGAUCAUCGCCGGCGCCAGGAGGCACGCGAGGCAGCGCAGCGGGCUCGCGAGGCACGCGAGGCCAAACAGGCGGUGCUGGAGCGCAGCCAGCUCAGCUAUCUGGACAUACCCGCCGAGCUGGCGUUCAUCUACUCGAAGCUGCAGGGCUGGCAGCCGCCACACAGCGAUCGUCAUCUGGUCAAGGUGCUGGGUACGGUGCCCGGUCCGCCCGCUGCCAGCGCUCAGCUGCCACCGGAUCUGGCCCAAUUCAGCUUUGGCAAAUUUAGCAGCGUCUAUUGCAACGGGCUGCGGCUGCAGCCGCGUCGUGAACCCAUAACGGCGCCUCUGCUGACACGCGCCGCUUCGCGCGAUCAGGACUUUCAGGAUGCGCUGGCCGUCUUCAAGCUCAUUCUGCGCUGGAGCAACGAUAAGGCGCUGGAGGGCGAGGGCGCCAAGGAGAAGCUGCUAUCCGACUAUAUUGUACACAAGGCGCUCAGCUCGCGCGGCCUGCGCGACGAAAUUCUUGUCCAGCUGUGCAAUCAGCUGCACGGCGCCGAACCGGCGCUGGCCACGCGCCUCUGGCAGCUGCUGGGCCAGUGCCUGUGCUGCUUCCAGCCGAGUCCGGCUUUCAGCAAGUAUCUGCUCAAGUUUGUCACGGACGAGGCGCCGGCGCCGGCCACGCGGCAUUUGUUGCAGCGCCAGCUGCUGCGCCAGCAGAGCAGCUCGUCGGGCGCCGCCGCUUCGUGCCGCAGCUUUGUGCCCGCCUGGCUGGAGUGGCGCGCCUGGGCGCGUGGCUGCGAUAUGGCCCUGCCGCUGACGCUGCCUGAUGAGGCCAGCCAGACAGUGGCUGUGGAUUCGUGGACCAGUUGCGAGGAGGCGGCCGCUUUGGCUGUCUCUACGCUGGGCGUGGCCAGUCGCGGCUGGACCUUGGUGCUGGACGAUGGCCAGCAGCUGACGGACAGCUGCGGUCUGGAUUAUGUCAUGGAUCUGAUUGCCGAGAAGGAAUUGUGCCCCGCCUUUCCGGCGCCGCGCAGCGAUCUGCUGCGCUCCGGUGCCAAGUUUACGCGCACCAGCCUGCCCGAGGCUGUCAAGCGGCCGGGCGUGCCCCCGCCAGCGCCACCCACAAACGCAGCUGCCGCCAGCAAGCGAGAGAGAGAAAGGGAGCGAGAGAGGGAGCGGGAUUUAGAGCCGGAGCCGGCACAGCCGCAACGACGCAGCAGUCGGGAGCUGCUGUCGCGCAGCUCAGCGUUGAACGAGCGCUACUUCGAACGCACUGAGGAGCCCAUCACGCCGCAUCUGCUGCCCGGAGCGCAGUCCAAGUCGCGUUCCAAGUCGCUGGACGAUCUGCUCGCUGGAGACAUGGGCAGCCAGCAAUUACCGUUGCCCGACAGCGAUUCGCAGGAGUCGCCGCUGCACACGCUCGCCUUGGGUCUGUCCGAGAGUAGACUGAACGAUCGCUAUCAUUCGGCGGAGCGGCUGGCGCCGAUGGGCAAGGAGUCGGCGCCGCGCUAUCAGAAGUCGCAGCAUGCCGGACGGCGUUCGCAUGCCGCCUCGCACGGCUCCGCGCACUCGAGUAAAUACAAUAUGGACAAGUCGGAAUAUGCGACACGCUCCUCGGCCAUGUCGGACACCAGCGAGGCGCCCUCACUGGCCUCCCAUGUGCGGCGCGUGCGCGUGCCCUCGCAGGCCUCCGACGUGGAUCAGUUCCUGGACGAUUUAUUUAGCCCCGUGCUAGAUGGCUCACUGGACGAGCUCUCCGAUGCGCGUUCCCUGGCCGCCAGCAUACGAGGAGGCGCCCAAAGAGUUGUUCAAGCUGAGAAUCUGGAUCAGUUUGUGGGUGAACUGUUGCCUUUGGACGAGGCACUCGAUACGCUCGGCUCGCAUCAGCAACUGGUCGUCUGCAUCAAGGGCGGCGGCAGCACGGAGCACAGCCAAGCCGGCGCCGCUGCCGCCGAUCCGCUGCUGCAUCAGCUCAUCCAGCUGCCCGGCGGCGAGUCGGAUGCCGCGCCAGCCGCUCUUUACCAGCAGCAGGUGCAGCGCGCCUUCCUCCAGUCGGCCAUGGCACAGAAUCUACAGAUACAGCAGCAGCUACUCGCCCAGAACCAGGCACUGCAAACCCUGCUCAGCCAGCAGGCCAGCGCCAACAACAACAAUAACAAUGGAAACGGCAGCAAUGGCAGCGGUUCACCGCCGGCUGCUAUUAUUGGCAGCAUCUCGCCGCCGCCGGCUCAGUCGCCGCUGCGCUUGAAGACGACUACCAUGAUGACAACGACGAGGAGCAGCUCUUUGGUGCUGGAGGCAGCGUCUGGCAUGCAGCCACCGGCUCCGCCGCCGCCGCCGCCGAUGCCGCCACCGCUGGAGAGCAAGGAUCCAUCGGAGACGCGCCACUUCCUGGAUCCGUACGGCCGGGCCAAGACAGUGCGCAUUGGCAAAUGGCGCUGGCCGCCGCCGCAGGGCGAGCCGCAGUUCCAAACGGAGGAGGACUUCUUCGCCUUCAAGCUGCGCCAGCAGCAGCGCAAGACGACGCCGCAGGCGCAGCACAGCGCCGGCAGCGCCGCUGCGGCCAUCGAGUGGGAGGAGUUCGAGAUUGAGUCCUGCAAGAGUCCGACGCCGCCCGUGAUGCAGCUCAUGCGCAGCAGCAUGCGCCUGGAGACAAAUGGCGGCGCCGGCCGGGAUGUACAGGAUGCGGCACAGCUCCAGUUCCAGCAGCAGCAGCAGCAGCAGACGACGACCACGACAACGACCACAAUAACGGCCACAAAGCUGGCUAAGAAGAGCUUCGAAAUUGGCGCCGAUCGACCGCCGCCGGGCAGCGUCGGCAAGCUGAAGCUCAGCUCGGAGAUGCGCCAACGUCUCGAGCAGGUGACCGCCGGGCAUUCGGUGCGCUCCACCGUAUCCAACAAGUCGGAGCAGCGUGCGCCUGCCAAGCUGGAGGAUACGCGCAAGCUGAUGCUACAGCAGCAGCUGGGCGGGCUCUUUGCCAGCGCCAAUGCGCCGGCAGUCGAGUCGCACGGUGCCACAGUUCGCACCCAGAUCGAGCGCAUGGAGGGCAAAUUAUCGCCGCCGCCGGCGCCAACUGGCAGCGCCUGGCCGGGCGUGUUGCUGCCGCCGGCGCCCAAUGUGCCGGCGCCGCCGCCGCCUAUACGGCCGCCCAGCAUGGCGCCGCCCGCACCGCCGCCAGCGCCACAGAGUCCACCGGCGCAGCAGCAGCAGCACGGAUCACCCGAUGCCGAAGAGCCAGAGCCGGACUAUCGCAAGGAGCACGUGCCGGCCUUUAUACAGCGCCAAGAGCGCGACACCUUUGGUGCAGUGCGUCAGAUGCACCAUCUCCAGCAACAGCAGCAGCAGUCGCUGCACCAUCAACACCAUCUCCAGCAGCAGCAACAGCAGCAGCAUUCGCUGCACCACCAGCAGGAGCAGCACCUGGCCGCCGCUGCCGCCUGGGAGCAGGAGCUGCAAACGGAACGGGAGCGCUCACGCAGUCGUAGUCGUUCGCGGGAUCGGGAGGAUUACUCGGAAUCGGUGUGGGAUCGCGCCGAGGUCGAGGGCCCCGCCUCGGGCAGCGGCAGCGAGAAGGAGCGCGAGAAGCGCGAACGCGAACGUGAGCGUCUCUACGAGCUGCGCCAGGUGGAGCGCGAGAAGGAGAGCCACAAGGUCUACCAGCCGGCGCCGCCGCGCGUCAUACAGGCCAGCAUGGACACCACAGGCAGCAAGCUGAGCCGCGAAAGGGAAAGAGAUAGGGAACGAGAAAGGGAACGAGAAAGGGAACGUGAAAGGGAACGAGAAAGAGAUCGAGAGCGGGAUCGGGAACGUGAACGGGAUCGAGAUGCGCUGGCCUCCACGCCUGCCACGUUCCGCACGCACAUGGCCCAGAAAUAUGAGCACGAGCGCAAGCGCAAGAGCUCCGCCAGCUCGGCGGGUAUGCGUGAGGAUCUGCUGGACUCGAGCAUGUCGGCCGUAGUGGUGCCGGCACCGGUACCGCCGCCCGUUACGCCCACAUCCGCGUCGUCGGUGGCGGCAACGGCAGCCGCCGUGACGAGCAGCUCGGCGGCUGCGACGGGCGCCAGCGCCGUCGGUUCGAGCGCCUGCCUCACCUACAAUCGGGUGCCAUGGAAGCUGCGCGUACGCAAGGAGGUGUUCCAGCCGCACGAGCCCAUUGGUCCGCCCGUGGCGCUGGAUCUGCUCUUCGCCCAGGUGCUCAGCGAUGUGUUCGGUGUGACGCCAUGUCUGCGCAUCACGCCGCAGGAGAAGAAUGCCGCACUGAAUAUGCUCCAUGGCCAUGGCGUCAGCGUGGAUACGUUGGCUGCCCGCGGGCAGCAGGUGCGCGCUUUGGUCAAACGUCAUCUGGUGGACAUGGCCCGUGACUGGCCUCUGUACUUUGCCCGUCUGUUUGCGGUACAGGGCGCUCCGCUCUAUCCGGAUGUCUCCAUCAUGGGCGUCUCCCAUAGCGGCCUCUAUUUGGCACGGCGCGACGCCGACUAUCUGAUCGUUGUCCAGGCCAUAUCCUUUGCCGAAAUCCAGAACGCCGUCACCCUGCCUCGGCCCGCCGCCCUCCAGCUCAAUCUGCGCAACGGCAAGCAUCUGGCGCUACAUGCCACACGCGCCGCCGCCAUCCAAACGAUGAUCACCGCCUUUGUCCAGGAGUACCGCAAGUCGCAAUCGAAGGCAUCGACGCUGUCGUCGGGCGCACGCGCCGCCGCCCAAACGCUGAACGUGCCGCUGGAGCGUCUGGAGUCGCGCCAGGCGCAUGUCCAGCGCCAGGAGCACGCCCAUUCCAAUGGCAACCAGGAGGAGCAGCAGCAGCAGCAACAUCAACAUCAACAGCAACAGCAACAGCAGCAGCAGCAGCAAGUGGAGCUGCAUCAUCAGCAGCAGCAGCAGCAGCUGGAGGAUGCUGCCGAGGAGCAGCAGCUGGCGGAUCAACAGCGUUAUAUGAAGCAGCAGAGCUAUCUGCACUCGGCACGCAAAUCGAAUGCCGGCCAGCAGCCCAGCUCCCUGACCAAUGGCCACCAGCAGCAGCAACAACAGCAACAACAGCAGCAACAGCAACAGCAGCAGCAACAGCAGACGGCGCAUCAUGACUUGGACGGCAACUAUAUGCUGCAGGAUGAGCUAAAUGGCAGCGGAACGCCGCCAUCUGUGACCAAGUACUCGCUGCUGCAGUUCGCCAUGCAGCAUUUCCGCAAUGAUCAACUGCGCGAUGCGGAUCGGCAUCACGAGCGGCAUCAGUCGUCGGCUGCCAAUCGCUCCUAUGCGGAGCUGGUCAAGUGGCAGGGCCAUGCCAUACGCUUGCCCCUGCUGCGUCUGCCCAAUGAUUUGGCCCCGUUGGCGCUCGAGUGUUUCGAUUGCAUACUGCGCUACUGCGGCGACAUACCGCUCGAUCCGGAGCUGACCGAGGUCAAGUGCGUCUACACCGUCUUAAUGCAUUGUCACAAGUAUCUGGCGCUGCGUGAUGAGGUCUACUGCCAGCUGAUGAAGCAGACGACGGCGAAUCGUUCGCCCUGUCCGGACAGCUCGCAGCGUGCGUGGCGUCUGCUCAGCAUAUUGGCCGCCUAUUUUGGCUGCUCGGACGCACUGCGUCCGUAUCUGAUGGAGCAUCUGACAUCGGCCGCCUCGGAUCGCCGUCGCUCGUGCCAUGGCACCGCCGCCGUUUGCCUAACGAAUCUCCGGAAAACGGCGCGCUGCGGCGGACGCAAGAAUGUGCCCAGCGUUGAGGAGGUGACGGCCGUCUCGGCGGGUCGUUCGGCCCGUCGCCAGAUCUAUAGGCUGCCUGGCGGUGCGGAGCGUGUGGUCAACACGCGCUGCUCCACGGUGGUAGCCGAUGUCAUUGCCGAGCUGUGCGCCCUGCUCGGCGUCGAAUCGGAGGCCGAGCAGCAGGAGUUCUCGCUUUACUGUAUCGUGCAGGGCGACGCCUUCACCAUGCCGCUGGCCGCCGACGAGUACAUCCUGGACGUGACUACGGAGCUGCUCAAGUCCGGACAGCCAUUCUAUUUGAUAUUCUGCCGUUCCGUCUGGCACUUUGCGCUCAAGCGCGAACCGGCGCCAAUGCCGCUGUACGUGGAGGUGCUCUUCAAUCAGGUGGCGCCCGAUUAUCUGGAGGGUCUGCUCCUGGAGCUGCCCGGCAAUGGUGUGCCCAUGCCGGAAAUGGUCCGGGAUAUGGCACGCAUCGCUGCCCUGCUGCAUCGGGCCGCCGAUCUGAGCCAUGUGCCGGCCAUGAAGGAGAUCAAAUUUUUGCUGCCCAAGCCGGCGCUGGGCAUACGCGAGAUACGACCCGCCCAGUGGGUGGGCCUGGUGCAGUCGGCGUGGCCGCAGGUGGCCGGUCUGAGUCCGGGCCAGGUGAAGGCUCAAUUCUUGAACGUGCUGGCCGCCUGGCCCCUGUUCGGCAGCAGUUUCUUUGCGGUGAAACGCAUCUGGGCCGAGGAGGGGCCGCACGUGGAGGACAAUCACAGUCCCAUGUGGCGGGAUCUGAUAUUGGCCUUGAAUAGACGCGGAGUGCUAUUCUUGGAUCCAAACACACACGAAACACUGCAGCACUGGAGCUUCAUGGAGGUCAUCUCCACGCGCAAGGUGCGCUCCGAGGAUGGCGCCCUCUUCCUGGACAUGAAGGUGGGCAAUCUAAUGCAGCAGCGCGUCAUACGCGUCCAGACGGAGCAGGCGCACGAGAUCUCGCGCCUGGUGCGCCAAUAUAUCACCAUGGCCCAGAUCAGUCAGCGCGACAAGCGGGAGCUAAACUAGGUGCAACGAAUCUUACGCAUAUGUUUAUAAUUAUUAUUAUAACUAUUAUUAUUAUUAUGAUAUUCCCCACACUUUAUUUUUUUGUGUCGUUUUUUAAGUCCUUAUACUUACACCUGUGCCUAAGCCCAAACGGAGGCGCAGGAUCUUUCCUAAUACCCAGCCUCCUUCUCCCACACUUUGUCGGCCAUAUUCCAAUUAUUUGCCCUCUCCAUAUAGAUGCCUAUACGCUGGCAUUAUAUCUGAACAAUUUGUGUCCUAAUUUUAAGCAACAAUGUGCAAUCACAAUCCGAGUAUUUGGCCCCAGCCUUGUUCAUUCCAUUCCCGCUCUGAAUUAUAUUCCCUCUGCUAAUCUUAAGCGAAUCUUAAAUAUAUAUAAACAAUUUUUUUUUUUGACAAUUUGUUAAACGAAAUUCGUUGCAGUUGUUUGUGUGUUUAGUCUAAAUUACCGUAAAUAAAUUUCA